Messenger RNA from Ylistrum balloti, 1664 nucleotides. Its product is annotated as LDLR chaperone boca-like. The transcript is spliced from 5 exons. The coding region runs from base 1 to 684 and encodes 227 amino acids. The record is from RefSeq and is a predicted model, not a curated record. Gene Ontology annotation, biological process: protein folding. NCBI's taxonomy places the organism in Eukaryota, Metazoa, Mollusca, Bivalvia, Pectinida, Pectinidae.
AUGGCGUGUCGCAAGCAGAUGAAUCUUUUUCGCAAAGUAUUUAUUCUACUUUUCCUUGUCAACUGUGUCGUAUCGGCCAGCAAGGAUAAAAAGGAUAAGAAAGAGGAUAAUGUUGCAGGAGAGAAGUGGAAAAAGAAGAAGAUACAGGAUUAUUCUGACGCAGACGUGGAGCGCUUAUUUGAUCAGUGGGAAGAUAAUGAUGAGGAUGAGUUAGAGGAGGAUGAAUUACCAGAGUGGAAGAGAGAGCCUCCCAAGGUAGAUUUAUCACAGAUGGACCCUUCAAAUCCUGAGGCGAUGCUGAAAAUGUCAAAAAAAGGCAAAACUCUUAUGAUGUUUGCCACUAUAUCAGGAGGACCUACACAGAAGGAGACAGAACAGAUUUCACAACUCUGGCAUACCAGUUUAUUUAAUGCUAAUUAUGACACACAAAGGUUUGUUGUGAGUGAGGAUCGUGUGAUAUUUAUGCUGAGUGAUGGCUCUAAGGCAUGGGAGGUCAAGGACUUUUUGGUGAAACAGGAGCGUUGUAAAGAGGUCACCAUCGAAGGGAAGUCAUAUGAUGGAGCUGGUGCACAGAACCGUGACGACAACAGGACAGCCAAAAAGGAUGCCACGAUAGAAAAAUCAGCCAAACUGACCAAGGACAAUGCAAUUAAAAAGAGUAAAAAGGAUAAGACAGAGUUAUGAGGUUCAGCUGUGUAAAAUGUGCGUUAUCACAGGGGCUUGGCUCAGAUUUUCAACACAGCAGUCUAUAUACAUACAUUUAUACAGAUCAUUGGGUUGGGAAUGCCAAGGUCCUGUGUGUGAGAGGAGUCAUAUGAGGUUGUUUGUUAACAUGUAUUCAUGAUAAAUUCUCGGGAUGAAUGAUUAGUUUUCUUUUCAACUUAUCUUUUGAUUUGAACAUUAAGUAAUAUUUCGAUUCGGUUAAUUAUGUAUGAAUUAUAGCAAUGAAUACUAGUAGUGUUGUAGGAAGUUAAGUCUGUGUUAUAUUUUGUAGUAAGGUAAUUAAUAAGACAAGAAUGAGGAGAAACUGGAAUGACAUUUCACCUUGCUUCCAUAUUUACAUGAAAUCAAAAAUUUGCGAAAAAAAGUUGAAUAAGAAAUAUGCCCAGCUGUUUUGUUAUGUUUUUGUAUUAGGUUCAAUGUUAUACUAGGUUACACUGGCCAUUGUUCUAAGGUAUGUUAAAAAAUUGGACUGCUUUCCAUUGGCUUUCAUGGGUAUAUGAAUGUCAACAGGAUAAGAACAAGGGUUUUAAUGCUACAUGUUUAGUUUUGAUUUAUCUAGUUAUAAUGCACAGGAAUGCCGAAUAAAAACAGUUCAUGACUUGUAGCUAUCAUUUUAAUGUUGAUCUUUUUUAAGGAGGGGAAACCUAUGUUUGUUAACAAUACCGGCAAUAUUUCUGUACUGUUGGCAGUUCAUAGGCUGGUAAUACACACCUGACAUUAAUACACUGUAGCAAUGUUAGUGGUAAAUAUUGACUGGUGUUAGAUUGAAGUUUACCUUUACAUUGACGUUGGAAACGGAGUAUGUUUGUGUGUGGUAUUUAUGAUUUUAUGAGAUGUUGAACUCGUAAAAAUGAAAUGGUAAGAAAAUGGAUGAUUAAUCUUUUAUUUUUGUGUGGGAGUGUUUUAAGUGUGAUGGAAAUUUGUGCCAUAUAUGUGUGAUG